Molecule: messenger RNA, 1966 nt
Organism: Cottoperca gobio
Lineage: Eukaryota; Metazoa; Chordata; Actinopteri; Perciformes; Bovichtidae
Gene: arglu1a
Product: arginine and glutamate rich 1a
Exons: 4
Coding region: 262-1062 (266 amino acids)
Cellular component (GO): nucleoplasm; mitochondrion
Molecular function (GO): cadherin binding
Source: RefSeq, a predicted model, not a curated record
ACCGAAAGCCGCGGUGACUGCUGGGAAACUACAAUUUCGACAAACCGCCAUCUUUCUUUACAGAGAGUUACUAGGGCAAAUAACAAACCAGUUUUGAAUGAUUAUUUCUCCAAAAUAGAAUCAUUGACGCAAUUGCACUGGGUUAGUUAUUGUAAACAAUACGUUUAAAGUGGAGCCAGGUACAACAGGAUUCCAGAUAUUGCCCAUACAUCAGUCAUAAGACACAGUGGUUUGGUGUAACGUUAAGCGGAGGUGGUCAACAUGGGCCGAUCUCGGAGCCGCAGCUCGUCCCGGUCCAAACACUCCAAAAGCAGCAAGCAUAGCAAGAAACGGAGUCGGUCGCGGUCCAAAGACAGGGAGAGGUCCAAGAAGCGGUCCAAGUCCAGAGAAGCGAAAAGAAACCGUCGCAGAGAAUCUCGUUCUCGUUCCCGGUCCACCACAGCUUCGGCCCGCAGAGAAAGACCAGCCACGCCGCCGGAGCGCAUCGACAUCUUCGGCAGGACGCUGAGCAAGAGAAACGCUCUAGACGAGAAGCAGAGGAAAGAGGAGGAGGAAAGACGGGCAGAAAUGGAAAGACAGAGGAAGAUCCGGCAGCAGGAGAUCGAGGAGAAGCUGAUCGAGGAGGAGACUGCACGGCGGGUGGAGGAGCUGGUGGCCAAGCGGGUGGAGGAGGAGCUAGAGAAGCGGAAGGAUGAAAUUGAGAGGGAGGUGCUGCGGCGCGUGGAGGAGGCAAAGCGCAUCAUGGAGCGGCAGCUGCUGGAGGAGCUGGAGAGACAACGGCAGGCAGAGUUGUCGGCGCAAAAGGCCAGAGAGGAGGAAGAAAAAUCUAAGCGGGAGGAGCUGGAAAAAAUCCUGGAGGAGAAUAACCGCAAGAUCGCCGACGCUCAGGCCAAGCUGGCUGAGGAGCAGUUGCGUAUUGUAGAGGAGCAGAGAAAGAUUCAUGAGGAGCGCAUGAAGCUGGAGCAGGACCGUCAAAAGCAGCAGAAGGAGGAGCAGAAAAUCAUCCUCGGCAAGGGCAAGUCCAGGCCCAAGCUGUCCUUCUCUCUCAAGGCCACCGAAUGAGACUGCUCCCCGUCCUCCACAUGUCACGCCCUGCCUUCAUCCCCAUCCAGCUCCCUCCUCAUCAUCCGACCCCACUCCUCCUCCUCUGUGGAAUGUCGCUUCGUUUUGGAAGUGCUAAAGGAAGGCCGAGGAAAGGGUUGCAACCCGGUGUGUUAACUUGCUCGUCGCUGUGAAAGGCCCAUGUGGUCCCGGUCUUGAAGAGGAGGCAGCUCUUCGCCGUGAAGGACCUGACUGCUCCCUCAUUCUUCCUCCUCCCCACCGCACAGAUAAUUCUUAUUUGGGCUUUUUUUUUUUCUUGGUUUUAUUUUAAUUUUUAGGGAACUCGAACUUUUGAUGUAGAAUGCUUUAACAUGUCCCUUGCCCUGUUAAGUCUUAACUGGUGUAACAGCGCCUGCGCUCUUUUUACAUGUCUUCACAGCCAGCAAACUACAAUAGAACACCAGUCCCUGAUAUAGAAGAGUAUGUGUGACUUUGUCUAGUCCAGUCUACUGUAAAAGCUCAUGUGCAGCUUGGGAGUUGGCCUGUGGUUUUCCUGUUCAUUUAAAAAAAAAAAAAAGUUCCUAAAGUGGCUGACGCAGUGGUAACAGAUCACAGCACAGCCUUUAAAAGCGCAGUUAACUUCCUGUCCAGCUGACAGGUUUGUGUCUUCCACCUACCUUACUUCCUUUGCCCAUAAGCUCCAUUCAUAUACAUUUACAGCUUCUUUUGUUUCUGCUUCAGCUCUGUCUGCCAUGUAUAUAAUAAUUUUUUUCAAAAUGACAGCAGCAUGUCAACCUGAGGGGGGAUGUAAAGCUUGUGUUAGAUUUGAAGUUGCUGCAGUGCAGGUGAACUCAGCCUCGACUCCCAAGCUGCCCAUGACUGAACCACAAACUUACAACAGGAUAUGUGUGUCGUCUACGAUAAG